Messenger RNA from Hydatigera taeniaeformis, 783 nucleotides. The record is from the annotation of a GenBank genome assembly. NCBI's taxonomy places the organism in Eukaryota, Metazoa, Platyhelminthes, Cestoda, Cyclophyllidea, Taeniidae.
AUGAAACGAUCUGCUAUGUUGGUAUUGAUUUUACUCCUCAUUUUUGCCAUUAUGGUGCUAAUUCGACGACGACAUCAACCAACUAUAUUUGUAAUUACCCCAACUUAUUCACGUUCUGAUCAAUUGCCUGAAUUGGUACGUCUUUGCACAGUUUUAAAUGUUGCGGGCAACAUUCAUUGGAUAGUGGUUGAAGAUGCAUUAGAAUUAACACAAUUUCUUAAUGAUUGUGGCAUUUCGUACACACAUUUGGCAGCAAUCACACCUCCGUACAGUAAACUUGUCAGAGGAACAAGUCAACGAAAUGAGGCCUUGCAGUGGUUGAGGAAGAAAUUUUCUUCAGCUAAACAACCUGGCAUUGUGUAUUUUGCUGAUGAUGACAACACCUACCAUCCGGAGUUGUUUGAAGAAGUAGGUAAUAUUUACUUUGUAGAUAAUAAAAGAGGCGCAACAUGGCCAGUGGGGCUGGUGGCUGGAUCGGAUUGGGAGGGAUGCAUCACUGAUGCCAAGGAUCGCAGCAAGAUUUCCCACUUCUGGACCAAUUGGGAACCCAAACGCGAGUUUCCCAUCGAUAUGGCGGGUUUUGCUGUCAAUUUGCAGUUAAUUUUGGACAAUCCGAAGGCCGUCUUUGAUGAUACUACGGUGGGAAAACAGGAGGGUCUUAUACUGACGAAGUUGGGUUUUAAAAACGGUUAUGAGUUGGAGCCCAAAGCGGACGGAUGUAGGAAGGUAAGACUGUUUCAACAAUUACAAAUUUAUAAUAACACGCAUAACUUGUCUUUAUAG